GCCGGCUUCCACCACAAUCCAACAGACCGGCGACCGAGUAACACGUAGUGACAGUGCAUACAACACGUGAUUAUCUCUACUGAUAACAGUGCUCACAAAUAGUGAUCAAAUUGUAAAGUGAUAAUAAAUUAAAGUGAAAGGUGAAAUUAUAAACAUUAAAGAAAUGGCGAAAAUUAUUGUGUGUUUAGUGUUGUUCGUGGUGGUGGCUGGACACAAGCACCACCCCAAGUUCCCCAGGAGUACUGAGGAUUAUAUCAUACCCAUGCCUAAGAAAGUCGCGUGCUCGGGUGCUAAUGAGCGCGAGCGCGGCAACAUCAUUGAACAGUCCAAGUGUGGAGACCCCAAGGAGGUCUUCGAGUACUUGAAGGUGAAGGCUGCACAUGAACAGAUCAGUCCCCGCGCGGUGUGGGUCAAGCGCUGUGUCGGCCUCUGCGAGUACGAGAACGAAGGCACCUGCGUCGCCACCGAGACCGUCAUCCGACAUAUUCCCAUACGAAUAUACAACGCAAAGACCAACCGGGAGACGUGCGCCACGUACCCCAUCGUGGAGCACGUGUCGUGCGGCUGCUGCUCGCUGUCGCCCGAGGAGUGCGCGGCGCCGAGGGUGUACAAUCCUCGUAAGUGCUCCUGUCAAUGUCCCAACAUGGAGGAACGCCGCAGUUGCCUGAAAAAGCGGAACCAGAAUAUGAGGUGGAAUCGGUCUAAAUGCGCAUGCGAGCAGCGAAGGAGGGCCUAAUGCGAGCAAUGCGCACUUAGAGACAGAGCGCAAGGCGCUCCGGCAACCAAGUGAUACCUGAGAGGGACUAGUGUUGUGAACCUUAGAGACCUUAGUGUGAACUAGUGCGGGGGCACGGGACAGUGACGCGCGAGUGUCGUCGUGACUCACUACAAAUUUAGCCACGACAGUGAUCGGUCACGAGGUGGGACUGUGCUCUCGUGCACUACUGUAAACGUAAAACGCGACUGAGUCAAGUGUCUUGUAGACUUAAUUGUUCAGAAUUUACCAGUAUUAUAGCUUGUAAGUUAUUUAUUUGUUUAGCUUCUAAGACAAAAUGGGGCCAAAAGGUGCUGUGAGUAGACAUUGCUAAUUUUAUUCCAUGACUUUUUGGUUUGCUGUCUAAUGUACUUAAUAUUGUAACUCAAAUACGUAUUAUCUGUAGGUAGUUAAUUAUUUAUUAUUAGACGUAAUAUUCUUUAAAAGUGUCCGAGUGGGCGGGUACGGGUGUGUCAGUCAUUACUAACCAGCACAAAACAGAGCUUUCGUAGCCGUUAACAUCUCAAGCGACACUUUUGCCCGCCCUUGGAAUCGAACCUCGCACGUUAGUGUAAGAAACUCUAGUAACUUACGAGGCUAGUGAGUUAAUUAGUAAGUAAGUUUAAUUUAUUGUAACGUUAAUGUUAAUGAGCAUUUCUGCAAUAAUUGGAGCGACAUCACAGUUCAGUAUUGUACGUAGAGAGGCGGCGCGCGCAACACGGUAUUGCGCAAUUCCUAAAUUGUGAUAAUAGUUAUUCCAUAUCUGAUAGUUAAUUAUUAGAUUAGUUGAGUACUUAAGGAGUAAGUUAAUUAGUUUCUAAAGUAUUUGCGGUCUAGUCACGAAUUUAUUUGUUUAAACAUUUGUAUUAUCUAGUAUCUGCUCUCUCCUAUUACUUUAUCUCGUAUUGUAAAAUAAUAAUUUAUUAUUUAGGAAUAAUUAAUGAAUUUCAGGCACCUCUUGUAAUUAGGACCUAGUCUUCGAUUGUGCCAAAGGCAUAGAAUCUCAUAGGUUUCUUAUUUAUUUUGUUUAUUUAUUUGUAUUAUGAAUGAAAGGAGGUACUCGAGCUUUAAAAGCUAAGCGACGGACAUGAUUAGUACUAAGAUUUUUGUAUUUAUAGCAAAUAAGUAAUUUAUAAUAAUAAAUCAAUUUUUUGGAUAAAA
Molecule: messenger RNA, 1915 nt
Organism: Spodoptera litura
Lineage: Eukaryota; Metazoa; Arthropoda; Insecta; Lepidoptera; Noctuidae
Cellular component (GO): membrane
Molecular function (GO): growth factor activity
Source: RefSeq, a predicted model, not a curated record